Molecule: messenger RNA, 1828 nt
Organism: Hyaena hyaena (striped hyena)
Lineage: Eukaryota; Metazoa; Chordata; Mammalia; Carnivora; Hyaenidae
Gene: ASB13
Product: ankyrin repeat and SOCS box containing 13
Exons: 8
Coding region: 43-1131 (362 amino acids)
Biological process (GO): positive regulation of protein catabolic process; protein ubiquitination; intracellular signal transduction
Molecular function (GO): protein binding
Source: RefSeq, a predicted model, not a curated record
CGGCGGUGACGGCCGCGGCGGGCGGGCGGCCGGGCUGGCGGCAUGGAGCCCCGCGCGGCGGACAGCUGCUUCCUGGGCGACGUGGGUUUCUGGGUGGAGCGCACCCCCGUGCACGAGGCAGCCCAGCGCGGCGAGACGCUGCAGCUGCAGCAGCUGAUUGAGAGCGGGGCCUGCGUCAACCAGGUCACCGUGGACUCCAUCACACCCCUGCACGCGGCCAGUCUGCAGGGCCAGGCGCAGUGUGUUCAGCUGCUGCUGGCCGCCGGGGCCCAGGUGGACGCCCGCAACAUCGACGGCAGCACGCCCCUCUGCGAUGCCUGUGCCUCCGGCAGCAUCGAGUGUGUGAAGCUGCUGCUCUCCUAUGGGGCCAAGGUCAAUCCCCCGCUGUACACGGCAUCCCCGCUGCACGAGGCCUGCAUGAGCGGAAGUUCCGAGUGCGUGAGGCUUCUCAUCGAGGUUGGGGCCAACCUGGAAGCCCACGACUGCCAUUUCGGGACCCCUCUUCACGUUGCCUGUGCCCGGGAGCAUCUGGACUGUGUCAAGGUGCUGCUUAAUGCAGGGGCCAACGUGAACGCGGCGAAGCUUCACGAGACAGCCCUGCAUCACGCAGCCAAGGUGAAGAACGUCGAUCUCAUCGAGAUGCUCGUCGAGUUCGGAGGCAACAUCUACGCCCGCGACAACCGCGGGAAGAAGCCGUCCGACUACACGUGGAGCAGCAGCGCGCCCGCCAGGCGCCUGGAGUUCUACGAGAAAACCCCGCUGUCCCUGGCGCAGCUCUGCAGGAUACUUACGGGACAUCUGUUAUGUUUCGGGAGCUGUCAGGGCGCUUUGAACUGUGUGGGACUCAGGCUUACUACCCAACAAGGGAGUGAAGGGGUCUGUCCCUGUGGCGAUAGAAACCACGGAUUCCGCACCGUGAGGCUCGAGGUGCUCCCGGGAAAGUGCGCCCACCAGUGGGAACCUGGAUUGCUGUGCUGCGCUGCCAGAGGGGUCUCUUCGCAGUUCUCGGUGGGGCCGGAGAUCUGGGAGAGUUUCAGGGCUGCCACAGGUAUUUUCUGUCUCUGCUGUUUGAGCCGUUGCCUCGGUGAUGCAUCACGGACUGCUGCGAACGAGCCAUUCCCAUUCCGUUAGAGUCUGAGAUCCGAGUUGGGGCCAGUGGUUUUUGCACGUCCCAACCGUGACAAUGACACACCAAGCAUGGGAUCUGCCCGUCCAUCUCCGGGACCGAAGCUCGUCUCCGUCAGCAAACGCUGAUGACACUUCCUCACGCUGGGCACGGAGUGCAGAAUCAGACCCCGAACCCGCUGCUCAAUAAAAGUGGCUUAAUCGAGUCCGUCCUUAGGUUCACGUUGCCCUUUUGUUGGGAGCAGAAGCACUGAGUGGGCUUCCUCCUGUCGAGAGGGGCUGCUGUCAUCUUGUGUUUUGGAAGGUCAACUGAUGGGGCCCUGCCCGUCUCCCUGAUUCCCUCCUUCCUGCCUCUCCUUGUCUCCUAGUGUGGACGACAGUGCUGCCCUCAGUGGGGACACACUGCCCGAGGGAUCAGAUGACUGAGGUUUUAGGGCCUCUUGUACCCCCCCUCGUCCCCCGGCUUUAUUGAGACAUAAUCGACAUGGAACCCGCCUGAACCUUUAGCAGGGCUGUGACCGUGGGCACAUUUCUCUGCUCCUCGGAGCCUGGGUGUCCCUAACUGCAGCAACAGAUGGAGGAGGCUCAGGCUCCCACCGUUAGGACAUUGAUGAUCAACUCCCGACUCUUACGUGUUUGAAAAUGAGGCCCCGAGAGCCUCCUUUGUUUUUGUGAAGGUGAAAAAUAAGGUGAUUAAAAGAUG